AUGGCCGGGCUUGAUGAGAAGAGCACUCUAAAGCGAGCUCGGGGCUCCACCAUCGAAGAUGCCGAAUCCAAGAAGCCUCGGCGCUCCGCCCGUCUCUCAAAUGCUGGGGAGGAUCAGGCACCCGAAGUAGACGUGCCAUCCACUGCGCAAGCCCCCAAGAAUAGCCAACUCCCAUCCCCAGUGACGGCCAAUGGGAGCAAAGACAAGACGGUUUCACCUCCGCCCGUCCAGCACCAGCAUCAGCACCACCGACAAACGACUCCAAAGUCUAGUCCUCCACCUUCCUCAAGAAGAAAUGGAGGUCUUUCCUCCCCACCCGCGGAUACACAACCCUACUCGCAGUUCCUUCUUCCCCCGCCAGUGAGCUAUGAAGUGGAGAAUGAGGAGGAGGAGGGCGUCUGGGGUUACCUCGUACCUACCGAGGGCAAGGAAGACCCGUUGGUGUUGAGGAAACGAGCGGCAUGUCCGGUCUCGUUGGGAGUUGAACAUAAAAAGGCACCGGCAUCGAAGAAGAAGCAAUUCACCAAUCAAGAAGAGCAAUACGAGGCGAAAAAGGCGGUCAAUGGUGUGCCCGCGGGUGGAUAUCUCGUGGGAAGACAUCCGGAAUGUGACCGCAAGAUCCACUCGCCUGUCGUCAGCAAUCGACAUUGUCUGGUCUUUGCCGAGAACAAGAAUGGCAGCUCCAUUGCAAUGCUCGAGGAUUUGAGCAACAACGGAACCUAUGUCAAUGAUGCGCUGGUGGGACGGAACAAGAGGAGGGAGUUGGAGGAUGGCGAUGAGAUAUCAAUCCUGGACGAAGCUCGCUUCAUCUUCCGAUACCCUCGGAUCAGGGAUACUAAUGGUUUCCGACAGCAGUACAGCAUACACGGUCAGCUGGGGAAAGGUCACUUUGCUACCGUUUAUCUGGCGCUGGAGAAGAGUACUGGGAUGAGAUAUGCGGUCAAGAAGUUUGAGAAGCGAAGCGGUCCGGGAGAACGAAGCAAGGUUGAUGGUCUACAACAAGAGAUUGCCGUUUUGAUGGGUGUCAGCCAUCCGAAUAUGCUUUGUUUGAAAGACACUUUUGAUGAAUCCGACGGAGUUUACCUUGUGCUGGAGCUGGCUGCCGAAGGUGAAUUGUUCAACUGGAUUGUCAUGAAGCAGAAGSUCUCAGAGGCCGAGACACGCAAGAUCUUUGUGCAGCUGUUUCAAGGCGUCAAGUACUUGCACGAACGCAACAUUGUACACCGUGACAUCAAACCCGAAAACAUCCUGCUCACCGACAAGGAUCUGAGCAUCAAGCUUGCCGACUUUGGUCUGGCGAAGAUUAUUGGCGAAGAGUCGUUCACGACCACGCUCUGUGGCACACCAUCAUAUGUAGCGCCCGAGAUCCUCGAACAAACGAACCGUAGGAGGUACACGCGAGCUGUGGAUGUGUGGAGUUUAGGUGUCGUCCUCUACAUCUGCCUCUGCGGUUUCCCACCGUUCUCAGACGAGCUCUACUCCGCCGAGAAUCCCUACACACUAAGUCAACAGAUCAAAUUGGGCCGCUUCGACUACCCAUCACCUUAUUGGGACUCAGUGGGAGACUCGGCGCUUGAUUUGAUCGACAAGAUGUUGACUGUCGAUGUUGAAAAACGCAUCUCAGUAGACGAAUGUCUCGAACAUCCUUGGAUCACCCAACAACCCAUCAGUCUCACCGAUAGCACCGAUGGACUGACAGGAGCGAUUGCAAGUCUCGAUUUUUCCCGGCGAAAAGUGCAGCGGGAGAGGACCAUGCUCUGCAGUAUUAAUGAAGUAAAGGUUGAAAGAGUGAUUGAAACGCAGCCGGAUGCUCCUCCUGUGAAGGUCUGGGAUAAGAAUAGUGGACCAAGAUUUCAAACCCAGAGACCUGCUGGCCAGCAGCAAGCUGCGAGGAAUGCAAAGGAGGCCAAGAAGAAGAAGAUGGCGAAGGAGGGCGAAGAGGUCAAGCCUGAUGGAGAGAGGGAUCCAAAGGAAUUUAUCGAAAUGGGUGGAGUGGGGGAUGAAGUGCUUUUUGACGAGAAUCCUUCGGGGAGUAUUUAUCCGGGGGAUAGUACCGUGGUGCCUGCUGAGGAUGAUUAA
Molecule: messenger RNA, 2079 nt
Organism: Ramularia collo-cygni
Lineage: Eukaryota; Fungi; Ascomycota; Dothideomycetes; Mycosphaerellales; Mycosphaerellaceae
Product: related to serine/threonine-protein kinase Chk2
Exons: 3
Coding region: 1-2079 (692 amino acids)
Biological process (GO): protein phosphorylation; mitotic DNA damage checkpoint signaling
Cellular component (GO): nucleus
Molecular function (GO): protein serine/threonine kinase activity; protein binding; ATP binding
Source: RefSeq, a predicted model, not a curated record